Molecule: messenger RNA, 453 nt
Organism: Lachancea fermentati
Lineage: Eukaryota; Fungi; Ascomycota; Saccharomycetes; Saccharomycetales; Saccharomycetaceae
Source: the annotation of a GenBank genome assembly
AUGCGCCACUUCUCCUUGAUUUUAUUGAGCUUUAUUUCUACGGCUUUCGCCAUGCCUUCGAGAGAGGAUACGGCUGCAUCCAUAGAAGAAGCUGCGUUGAACCACAAUCAAACAACUCCAUUAACAUUGGAAGAACUGAAUCUUGAAAUAGUUGAAAUUCCCGAAGAUGUGAAAGCGCUUGAUCCUCCCGCCUGGAUUAACAACUGGGAAGAACUUGAAUUUGUUUCCAAGAAAGGGAUGUACGCUGAUCCUAUAUUUAGUGAUUCAGACGAUCCAGAAAUGAGAGCCAAGGCCUAUGUAUUUGCACAUGCAUCCGGUAAGUGGAUUGAUCAAGAAAUGCUACAUAAGCGUGAAGAAAUAGGAAAUAUUUCUAACAUAAUCACUGACACCAAGUGGAAUUUGCCCGGCGGAUUCAAACCUAAGUUGGAACACCUAGAAAGCGCUGCAUCGUAG